This is a messenger RNA of Colletotrichum acutatum, 501 nucleotides long. RefSeq lists its product as uncharacterized. The coding region runs from base 76 to 303 and encodes 75 amino acids. Lineage: Eukaryota; Fungi; Ascomycota; Sordariomycetes; Glomerellales; Glomerellaceae. The transcript has a single exon. The record is from RefSeq and is a predicted model, not a curated record.
CCAGUGUCGGAGGCCAGGGUAAGAACGUGCUCGAUAGACGUCGAACAAGAAGGUCCGGCUGGGCAAGCGGCAGACAUGGGUAGCUCCGGCACCUGCCAGCUGUGCCUCUCCUUGCUGACCUACCUUUACCUUGGGAAGGACCUUGGCAUGCAGCUACCUUCCGGGAUUGUGCUUGAGGUGAGCAAUGGAAACAACCUAACCAUGACAUCAAGACAUAAUCAGAUUGCAAGUACGGAGUACCUUAUAGUGCAAACAUCGCCUCGAUUGUUUGAUAAAUAUGUCGUUUGCGCUGCCAAACAUUGAACGAGUCCAUGGUGAUCAGAUUAUUAUGUACGUGGUCUCGGUGGUGCCAGUUGCUAAUUGGAGAAAGACAAGGAGGCAAGGGGUAAGGAGUACCUUAGUGUAGCGGGCCCCGUCUCUCAAGCAUCAAAGAUCGCAAGCACCAAAGUGCAGGGCUGCUAACCAAGGAGUCAGUGAAUGCCAAGGUCUAAAUGGAAGGAG